UGCAGAGGGAUUGGUCAGUGCCACCAUGGAUCUGAGUGUCCAGCUCUAUCAGCGAGUCACCUGAGAGACGGUGAACUGCAAAGAGGGAGCCAUUUUACUCAAUAAAGAAAGCUUCUUCCUUCUGAAGGGAACCCAAAGGCCUGUACCAAUUUAACGUCUUCAUUACUACAGCCUGAGACAGCCGGCAGGACAGGCGAGUCAGAUGUCAGCAGUAUGAGCUCCAAGAAUACCAAAUUCAACAGACAGGAAGAUGGGAGUGAAAUCAGGUCUUCUUCUCCCAGGAGGACGUCUUUUAGUGAUCCAGCAGUGCCUGUGUGGGUUACUCAUGCUCCAACACCAGAUAAUCUGACAGAUCCGAGUGAUGGUGAUUCUAACUCAACAUCCCAAACUCAGAGCGUUUCGCCUUGUGAUAAAAAGAAAAGCAGCAAAAUGGGGGGUAUGACAAGGAGACUGAAAUCCUUCGUUCCUCAUUCUUGGGGCGUCUUGAGUCGGAAAUCAGAAAAGCAAAGUCACCCCGAAAGAAGCAAAACCGUGAUCCAGGAUCUUCCUAAUGGGACCAGAGUAAGUCCUCCUGUGAGCCCCUUGCUGAAGCCUAGGAACUUGGAUGAAUCAUUGGCAUCCUCCAGUCAGAGCUCACGAAAGCCUCUGUUGAAAGAAAGCCUGCUUGAAGAUCCAUUUUUCCUUAGUCUACAAGAGGAUUCUCUGCUGACCAGCAUUCACCCUGCAGAGUACUAUGCAGAGAAGCUGGAAGUGUACAACAUGAAAUACUCAUAUUUGAAAUCAUGGCCGGGGUUGCUCAGGCUUCUGGGAGGGCUUCAGCUCUUGUUUGGGGGAAUGGUCUUCGCCUGUGUCAUUGCCUACAUUCAGAAAGACAGUGAGUGGUCCAACACCUACGGGCAGUACAACGGCGUGAUCAACAAUGGCUUCGGUCCAUCUGCUUACAGCUACGGAGGCCCGAUGACUCCAUUCAUUCUCGCCGUGGCCGGAUUAUCUUGGAUUCUCACCCUGUGCCUCUUGGUGGUAGGAAUCACAAUGUACUAUCGCACCAUCCUCCUCGACUCCUCCUGGUGGCCUUUGACAGAAGCCUUCCUGAACAUAGCGCUCUUCCUCUUAUACAUGGCUGCAGGCAUCGUUUACCUGAACGACCUGAACCGAGGAGGCUUGUGCUACAUGACAAUAGGGGUCAACCCCAUCAUGUCCAAACUGUGCCGAGUUGAAGGGGGCCAAAUGGCGGGAACUGCUUUCAUCUUCAUCAACAUGACUAUGUAUCUUGGCAGCUUCUUGGUGUGCCUGAAGAUGUGGAGGCACGAAGCUACUCGUAAGGAGAGGAAGCGCUCAGAUACGAAGGGGGAUUUCCAGCAUUCCAUCCCACUCACCACUCAAACGAAACACAUUUCAUUUACCGACGAACCAGAUGAAGCUCUGAAUAAACAGAACAGUUUUCCAAGCGAACCCUCCUCUGAGGUCCAGAAGAACUCAGUCAGUUGGAGCAGAACGGCCAAAUCCACUCACGAACCCAGAGUGCAUGUCAUAGCAGACUACAUCCUAAAGUAUCCGGUGAUCCGAUGUGUGGAAGAAAGAGACGAGUACAGAGCAGUGUUCAAUGAUCAGUACCAGGAGUACAAGGAGCUUCACUGUGAUAUCACCGCCACGCUCAACAAGUUCAGGGAGCUGGACGCCAUUAUGGAGCGACUCCCCAAACAACGGAAAAACCUGAUGGAUCAAGAACGAAUUGAAAGCAUCUUAAAGAAAUAUCAUGAGAAAAAGAAUGACCCUACUUUUCUUGAGAAAAAGGAGCGCUGCUACUAUCUAAAAGCUAAAUUAAGCCACAUUAAAACCCGGAUCCAGACUUUUGACAAGGAAACUGCAGUUAACACAGACUUAAAACAUUCUAGGACAACAAAAUAAAUGAUUUCUUACAGUAGGUUUUUGUAUUUAUGUACAUUUGAAGUGCUGUAUUUUAGUUUUUAUUUCCAUAUUAAAUACUGACCAUCAGUCUCUGAUGUGAAAAAAGCAAAGCGUGUUUUCUGAAGAUGACAAUGAUUUUUAUUCUGUUAUUUGCACUUCCUUUCAGCCAUGAGCACUAGGAGUCUGUUUGAUUCAGUACUGGUGUCACUGGGAUGUCUCCUGAUGAGUUUAUAACAGAUUUGAAAAUGAAUGUGUAAAUUUGGGAGAAAACUAAAGUUUAAAAUAUUUUAAUCAAGGACUAGCAAUGUUGAAUUACUAAAUUUAGGGUUAAAAUUUGUUAUGGAUUAGCCCAGCAAUAACUAGGUAAUAGAACAAAAUUCAACUCUUACAACAUGAGAAUUUAUUCUGAUUUUAUUUUGUAUUUUUGUAUUUGAUAUUGUACUGGUGGAUCUAAAUUUGUAAUUUAUAUUUUAAUAAAUUAAAAAAGGCUAAAUCAGUG
Molecule: messenger RNA, 2407 nt
Organism: Oryzias latipes (Japanese medaka)
Lineage: Eukaryota; Metazoa; Chordata; Actinopteri; Beloniformes; Adrianichthyidae
Source: RefSeq, a predicted model, not a curated record